AUCAUUUUUGUUUAGUGGGCUAUUUGAGCCCAAUACACUCAGCAAAAACUCUUCUCUUCCUCCGGCGUUAGGGUUUUCUUCCGCCUGCAACUUCCUGCACCUUUUUCCUCAUCCCCAUCGAUUCUCGCGGUGGUUGCUACGCUUCAGAUUCACAACAUGGCAACUACAACUACUACUAGGUCUUUUCUCCAAGCUGUUGCGACGGAAGAGGUUGCUACUCCUCUUAGAGUCGUUCAGAUGGAAGGACUGGUUAUCCUGAAGAUAAUUAAGCAUUGUAAGGAUCACUCACCUUCUUUAGUCACUGGACAACUUCUUGGAUUGGAUGUUGGCAGUGUUCUUGAAGUUACUAAUUGCUUCCCAUUUCCGAUGAGAGAGGAGGAUGAGGAAAUUGAAGCUGAUGGUGCCAAUUACCAGCUUGAAAUGAUGAGGUGCUUGAGGGAGGUUAAUGUGGACAAUAAUACUGUUGGGUGGUACCAGUCUACAUUGCUUGGCUCCUAUCAAACUGUGGAGCUGAUUGAAACCUUUAUGAAUUACCAGGAGAAUAUUAGACGAUGUGUUUGCAUAAUAUAUGACCCAUCAAGGUCUGAUCAAGGUGUCCUAGCUUUGAAGGCCUUGAAGCUCUCAGACUCAUUCAUGGAACUGUAUCGCAGCAAUAAUUUUACUGGGGAGAAGUUGAGGGAGAAAAACUUAUCAUGGGUGGAUAUCUUUGAGGAAAUACCCAUCAAAGUUUCAAAUUCUGCCCUUAUCAGCGCUUUUAUGACUGAGCUGGAACCUGAAACUCCUGUCACCCAGUGUGAUUAUGAUCGCCUGCAACUGUCAACCAGUUCACUAAUGGAGAGAAAUAUGGAAUUUUUGAUUGAAUGCAUGGAUGACUUGUCACUAGAACAACAAAAGUUCCAAUUCCACUAUCGUAGCUUGUCUCGUCAGCAGGCUCAGCAGCAAGCAUGGCUUCAGAAGAGAAGGGCGGAGAACAUGUCACGCAGAGCUGCUGGGGAAGAGCCUUUGCCUGAGGAAGAUCCUGCAAACCCCAUUUUCAAGCCGCUCCCUGAACCAUCCCGUCUGGAGAGCUUCCUCAUAACAAAUCAAAUUUCCAACUAUUGCAACCAAAUCAACGGGGUUGCGGGGCAAAGCUUUAAUAGACUCUAUUUGAUGAAGGCUUUGCACGAGGAAUAAAAAGGCAACUUUUGUUUGUCACUCUGAUGCAUGCUUUGAUGAUGCAACUUAACUUCUUUGCUAUAUAGAAUGAGAAUUUUAUGUUGAAUUUGGUAGUAUAUCAGAGAAUUGUCCAAGGUGAUUUUUGUUUUCUUCAAUUUAUUUUUAAAAACUCUUCAAUUGUAAGCAGUGUAAUCUGUUAUAUUUAGAGAGAGAAGAUACGUGUAGUGCCUGCUUUUUGCUCGUUAA
Messenger RNA from Lathyrus oleraceus (garden pea), 1401 nucleotides. Its product is annotated as eukaryotic translation initiation factor 3 subunit H. Gene Ontology annotation, molecular function: protein binding; translation initiation factor activity; metallopeptidase activity. Gene Ontology annotation, cellular component: cytoplasm; eukaryotic translation initiation factor 3 complex. The transcript has 12 exons. Bases 157 to 1173 code for a protein of 338 amino acids. The record is from RefSeq and is a predicted model, not a curated record. Lineage: Eukaryota; Viridiplantae; Streptophyta; Magnoliopsida; Fabales; Fabaceae.